Molecule: messenger RNA, 1124 nt
Organism: Solanum verrucosum
Lineage: Eukaryota; Viridiplantae; Streptophyta; Magnoliopsida; Solanales; Solanaceae
Product: protein SRC2-like
Exons: 1
Coding region: 22-1008 (328 amino acids)
Biological process (GO): defense response
Source: RefSeq, a predicted model, not a curated record
AUUUUCACUACUGAAAAAACCAUGGAGUAUCGCACAUUAGACGUAAAUGUUGUCUCCGGUAAAGAUCUAAACAAGGUCAAUCUCAUCACAAAAAUGGAUGUAUACGUCGUCGUUUCAAUCUCCGGCGCCGAUGACGACAGAUCUAAUCAGAAAACCAAAACCCACGUUGAUCAUGACGGUGACAAUAACCCAACCUGGAAUUUUCCGAUCAAGUUCACCAUAGAUGAUAACGCUGCUGUUCAAAACCGUUUGCAUCUUGUUUUCAAGCUCCGAUGUCAAAGGGCGCUUGGAGAUAAAGAUAUUGGACAAGUUGAUGUACCCAUCAAAGAGCUUCUCGAAUCUUCCAAUAGUAGUAAUGGAAGUAAACAAUUUGUAAGUUAUCAAAUCAGAAAACCUUCCGGUAAACCCAAAGGUCAACUCACUUUUUCCUAUCAAUUUAGUGAUAAGAUCACCGGUAAUACUGUCGUUGAUUCUAAAAUUGAAAACCCCGUUACUGCUUAUCCGGCGGUAAAUCCAACUCCGAUGGUGGGAUCCACUUCUGUGUAUCCACCGCCGCCGCAGCAAGGUCCAAGUGGGCUAUACCCACCGCCUCCGACCUACGCUUGUGGUGGGAGUGGACCUGCUCCUCCACCGCCGGUGGGAUAUCCACCAUCAGCAGCGGCAUAUCCACCACCUGCAGCGGCAUAUCCACCACCUGCAGCAGCAGGUUAUCCACCGCAACCGGUGGGUUAUCCUCCAGUGGCGGCGGGAGGAUAUGGAUAUGGAUAUCCACCGGCGGCGGCAUAUCCUCCGCCACCGCAGUAUGGAUAUCCACCACAGCAAGGUGGACAUGGAUAUGGGUAUCCACAGGUGCAACGACCGCCGAAGAAGAACAAUAAUUUGGCGUUAGGAUUAGGGGCGGGUUUGCUUGGUGGAGCACUUGGAGGAAUGAUAAUUGGAGAUGCAAUCUCAGAUGUUGGAGGAGGUUAUGAUGGUGGAUUUGGUGAUGUUGGUGGAUUUGAUUUCUGAUUCUUUUUUUAUUUUUAAUUCGAGUGUUUUUAUUUCAUGAGUAGAAAUUAGUUCUUGUGAAAAUUGUAAUACUAUGAAUUUUUUGAUGACAUAAAUAAAGCAACAUUUAAACAUAA